This is a messenger RNA of Strongylocentrotus purpuratus (purple sea urchin), 1360 nucleotides long. RefSeq names its product solute carrier family 43 member 3. The transcript is spliced from 5 exons. Bases 503 to 1345 code for a protein of 280 amino acids. NCBI's taxonomy places the organism in Eukaryota, Metazoa, Echinodermata, Echinoidea, Camarodonta, Strongylocentrotidae. The record is from RefSeq and is a predicted model, not a curated record.
UCAUUGUCAAGCGAGCUGCAGCUGUUGUUACAGUAUAGCGGAAAAUCAAUACCGAACAUCAACGUUUAUAAUGCAUCAUUUCGUUUGAAAUUAUAGUGGGAAGAAGAAGAAUGUGAAGGAGAUUGAGGAGGGAAUAACAAAACAAAAAACAUGUGAGCAGCGCUAUCAUAUUCGCAGAGAGACUCGAUCCACCUCUUUGUUUAUACCUCAUCCAUAACAGCUUGAGUUGGAAGAUGAGCAACGUCGUCGCAAUUUGCAUUUGCUUGAAAUCACAUCAUCUUUAAGUCCUACUACUAUGGGGACGUGAUCAGGAUAAACGAUAAUCCAACAUUGCCAUGCUUUAACGUUGAUGAGAAAGCAGUUCAUGAAGAACAUUGGCGGAUCCUAGGGCUUAAUUAUACAGCAACUGUAAGGCAGGUCUGACUCUCUUCGCAGCAGAUCAUGGUAGCUGCCGCUGAUGGUGAUCAUUCACGAGAUCGUUGGGUUAUAAGGGGACGUCAACAUGGUGGCUGUCAAUGCUCGUGAUCGUCCACGUUCGUUGACGACCGUCUUCAAAAUCGAACGGUUCAUCGCCCUCGUCUUCGCCGGCCUCGAGAUCAUAAUCCACGCUGGGGCCAUCUGGGGUUGGCCUUCCUACGUCUACGUUCUCAAGCAGGAUGGAUUCUUCGGUGACCUGUGCCACACUAACAAUGAUCCCGCAGGGUAUUCGCAGAACUCUUCUCUGGAGAAAUCAAUUGUAACUGUCAUUGAUAUUGAUUUACCAUCGCCCUCCGGUGUACCGCAGGGCGUGGGUUGCUAUGACCAAGAUGCCAUGAUACAACUGGUUUUCACAGUUUCCAUGGGAACGAAUCUUGUCUGCUCCUGCUGGCUAUCGAACAUCAUCGACAGAUUUGGAAUACGGUUUGCAAGAAUAUUCAUAUUCGUUGGCUGUUUAGUGAGUUAUAUUCUAUUUGCAGUAGCCACGCCUGAGACCGCGUACAUGUUAUUCCCAGCUAUGACUAUCUUGACGUCAUGCGGCACUUUACUACUCACUGUUAACUUACAGGUCGGUAAUCUUUUUGGUCGAGGUAAAGCUACCGUGAUGUCAUGGUUAAAUGGAUGCCUCAGUGCAUCAGUCAUCGUAUUCUAUCUCGUUAAGGUCGCUCAUGAGUCGGGCAUACCAGCUCGAUACUCAUUCAUCUUCCUGGCCGGAUCAACCCUCUUGAUGCUCAUCAACACCAUCAUGAUGCCCAAGAAACGUAUCCCAUGGCCCCUCCCGGAAGGAUACCGGCUCUUGACUUCCCGGAAGGAGUCUCUGCCGUCAAACAAUGCGGAGGUCAGCCAAUCGCCAGAGUCGAAGCCCUGAGAGACGACACCGAUC